This is a messenger RNA of Cinara cedri, 1761 nucleotides long. The record is from the annotation of a GenBank genome assembly. Lineage: Eukaryota; Metazoa; Arthropoda; Insecta; Hemiptera; Aphididae.
UAUUCUUCCACCCAUCCGAUAAAACUAUUAUAUACUUACUUAUCAAUAAACUUUUAUUCACAGGGUUUUUCUUUCUCUUCCCUUCCACAUUAUUACUAUCAUAAUUUCCUUAUAUUAUUCGUAACUAUUUGUUCAUUUAUUUAUAUAUAGAUAUUUUUUUUUCUUUAUUUAUUAUAUAAUACAAAUAAUCAACAUGCUCAAAGACUCUCUGUUUAUAUUCCUUACACUUUGCACAACUACAAACGGAUUUAUAGCUUAUGAUUGUAGUGGAUCAUAAGUCAACAUCACGUCCUUCAACAGCUUAGAAGUGGACGACUGUGACAUACCAACGCCCGUCGAAAUCCAACACAUGCGAAGAAUAAAAUUAUUACAGAAAGCAGAAACACAACCCGUAUAUUUCCAAACAUGUUUUAUUUCCANCACAACUACAAACAAAUGUAUAGCUUAUGAUUGUGGUGGAUCACAAGUCAACAUCACGUCCUUCAACAGCUUAGAAGUGGACGACUGUGACAUACCAACGCCCGUCUAUCUAACACAUGCGAAGAAUAAAAUUAUUACAGAAAGCAGAAACACACCCCGUAUAUUUUUAAACAUAUUUUAUUUCCAUUAACAUAGAGUGUACUACACGCCUCUAGGAAAUAUAAUAUCCUCCUCAAAAAUUGAAACCAGCUACCACACUAUCCUGGUCUUACGAAAAUGCAGAUAAUUUCAUGAUGGUCGGAAUUUACAUUCCAGAAAUAUUCAAUGCACUACUAAACACCUCAUGUACCCGCAUUAAACUGAAACGGCCUAGAAAAAUCUAAUAAGACAGACAAUUGGUCAUGAAUUAAUAAAUCAAGGAUUUGACACUAGGAAUAUCAUAAGCGAACUAACAAUAAGUAACAUGGUCCAUUCUGAAUUACAAAAAUUUGGGAUAGGACAUGUCGCAUUCAGCCUCUUAGGAAUCUUUGUGAUAGGCAAAGUUUCUCUAAUGACUAUCAACACCAUACUGAAUAUAUCCAUCCUUUACAACACAUUUGGUUGGAGCAAUAAAUUAAUAGCGGGUAUUUUCUCCAACAUAACGCAUUAUCUAAUGCACAAGGAGAACUCGAACAGAUACAGGGCUGUUUCUACUACUAUCACCAACAAGACAACGGAAGAAAAACACCCUACUCCACAAUUGUAUCCAAAUCUUCGAAGAACUUCAAAAUAAAAUAAGUAUCCACCACACAUCACAUGCAUACGGACCCCCCUUUCAUAUUAUAUUCAUUUACUCUCUCCCCUUAUUAAUACUANACUACUAUGACCAACAAGACAACGGAAGAAAAACACCAUACUCUACAAUUGUAUCCAGAUCUUCGAAGAACUUCAAUAUAAAAUAAGUAUCCACCACACAUCACAUGCAUACGGACCCCCUUUUAUUUUAUAUUCAUUUUACUCUCUCCCCUUAUUAAUACUACAAUUUAAUAUUAAAUAUUGAUUUCUUUAUAAAAUAAUAUGCAUUGUUAUGAGGGCAUAACAAAAAAGAGACUGGGGUGGAUGUAAUGAUAUGCUAUUUAAGCUAUCAUACAUUAUGUAAAAUAAAAUAUUAUAAGUCAAACAAUUAACAACGGAAAUUAUAGUUAAACAUUUACAUCCGAUGACAUUCCUUUUUUCUUAUCAAAUAACAUAUAUUUUAGUGCGAUAUUUACUCAUCGUAAGGAGAUAAUACUUAAGCUAUCAUAUAUAAUUAAAAUAAAUUAUAUAGUCAAUAUUGUAAAAUAAUUAUAUUAAUUUGUAGCC